AUGACACGUAAAGCAAGGGCCACGGAAAGGGGGAAUAUUAUAAAGACUGGUGGUGGACCAUCAGAUCUCCCACCUACCUCACAGCAAGGCGCCAUAAUAAGUAUGGUAGAAGAGAGAUGGGACUGUCUAGAUCUAGAGGAUUUUGAGGCAAAACUGGAAAACGGUCAAACAAAUACUGUAGAACCAGAUGUUACCUUGGAACAGAACAUAGAAUGUGAAGAUGUUAUAGAGUUGCACACAGCAACCUCUAAAAGCAGCAAUUAUGAACUUGCAGAGAAACGCAAACCAUUGGAUUAUAUUCGAAAAGAAGGAGUUCAACGCUUAAAACACUUUGAAAUAAAGAAGAAAAUUGAACUCCAAAUAUUAAAAGCAAAUGUUCGUACUUGUUAG
This is a messenger RNA of Diatraea saccharalis (sugarcane borer), 390 nucleotides long. The record is from the annotation of a GenBank genome assembly. NCBI's taxonomy places the organism in Eukaryota, Metazoa, Arthropoda, Insecta, Lepidoptera, Crambidae.